AUGCCUUGCGAUUCCAAUCCCCAUCCCAGUCCUCCACCCGCAGCCACAAUCACACCUGGAAAUGCCACUAUUUCAUCCAAUGCAUCCACCUCGGAGUUAACGAAACCUACCCUUUUCCCAUUACACGAUGCUAAGCAGGCCGGGCCGCAGACUGACCAUGUUGCCAAAGGCUUGACAAGCCCUCCCUCCGUCGUGCCCGAAUAUAACAACAAUAACAGCACCAACACCAACAAGUCAGUCAGUCACCGGAAAAACGCCCUCUCAAUAGAGUCCGUUCCUCGACAGACCAUUAUCAAGGCUUUGGCAUCUGCUGCUCGCAGUCGAAACAACAGGCCUGAGGCCCUUUCGUUGAACAGCAUGCUGUCCCCCCCAUCCGCCGCUGACAGGCGGCCGUCCACAUCGUCGUCUUCGUCUCAGAAGCUCGCUGAUGCACUGAACGAGCUCGCCCUCCAGACCUCUACUCCAAACACUGCCCUUCCGGCUCUGCAGUCGCCUUGCUUCUACCAUAACCGCUUCGAUGAUGCAGUAGACAUCAACAGGGUGCUCGAAGAGAUCAAGAAUGACGAUUGGAUGUCUCACUCUCGCCUCGUUCAAACCGCUACCGGUGUUCGAGAAGUUUCCAAGCAGCUGCAGCGCAGACCCAUACGGCGGGCAGUCCGAAACGUCAUGAUCGUCACAAAGGCCCGAGACAACGAACUUGUAUAUUUGACCAGGGAACUGGCUGUGUGGCUAAUGAGAACGCCUCGCUACGGCUCGGAUAUCGGCGUCAACGUCUACGUUGACGCCAAAUUGCGCCACUCGAAACGAUUUGGCGCCGCUAGCAUCAUUGACGAGGACCCGCGCUUUCCAUCGAUGCUUCAUUACUGGUCUCCUGAUCUUUGCUGGAGCCAGCCAGAGAAGUUUGAUCUUGUCUGCACGCUUGGCGGUGAUGGCACGGUGUUGUUCACUUCUUGGCUGUUUCAGAGGGUUGUUCCUCCUGUCAUAUCCUUUAGUCUGGGCAGCCUGGGCUUCCUAACCGGCUUUGAGUUCGAGAAGUAUAAGCAGCACCUCAAUCGAAUCAUGGGCGAUGAAGGUAUGCGUGUCAAUUUGCGCAUGCGAUUUACCUGCACUGUAUAUCGCAAUGGCACAUCAGGAGAAGAACCGGAGGAGGGCGAGCAAUUCGAAGUACUCAACGAGCUGGUCAUUGACCGUGGCCCGUCCCCAUAUGUUUCCAACUUAGAACUGUACGGAGAUAACGAGCUCUUAACUGUGGUUCAGGCCGACGGCUGUAUUUUCUCGACCCCAACAGGUUCAACGGCCUACUCCCUAUCUGCCGGGGGUGCACUCGUUCAUCCAGAUAUCCCCGCUAUCCUCCUUACACCUAUAUGUCCGCAUACAUUAUCAUUUCGACCUAUGGUGCUCAGCGACACCAUGCUUCUCCGUGUAUCUGUUCCACGUAAUUCACGGGCUACAGCAUAUUGUGCAUUUGACGGCAAGGGACGGGUAGAGCUGAGGCAAGGAGAUCACGUAACCAUCACGGCCUCACAGUAUCCAUUCCCUACCGUCAUGUCCACAAAUACGGAGUGGUUUGACAGUGUAUCAAGAACGCUGCAGUGGAACACAAGAGCGGCUACGCAGAAGGGUUUUGAGAGCAAGUCGGGUAGCCAGGCCGCGUCGGUCGAUGGCGAUGAGCCCGAAUGGGAUAUUGAUACAGAUUCAGGUUAUUAUGCUAGCGAGGAUGGCAGCAUUGCUGCGAGCCCACUCCGGCGGCAAAUGAGUCUGUUGGGCAUGUAG
Molecule: messenger RNA, 1773 nt
Organism: Xylaria bambusicola
Lineage: Eukaryota; Fungi; Ascomycota; Sordariomycetes; Xylariales; Xylariaceae
Product: ATP-NAD kinase-like domain-containing protein
Exons: 2
Coding region: 1-1773 (590 amino acids)
Biological process (GO): NADP+ biosynthetic process; NAD+ metabolic process
Molecular function (GO): NAD+ kinase activity
Source: RefSeq, a predicted model, not a curated record